Molecule: messenger RNA, 1396 nt
Organism: Homalodisca vitripennis (glassy-winged sharpshooter)
Lineage: Eukaryota; Metazoa; Arthropoda; Insecta; Hemiptera; Cicadellidae
Gene: Rtc1
Product: probable RNA 3'-terminal phosphate cyclase-like protein
Biological process (GO): ribosome biogenesis; endonucleolytic cleavage of tricistronic rRNA transcript (SSU-rRNA, 5.8S rRNA, LSU-rRNA)
Cellular component (GO): nucleolus
Molecular function (GO): RNA endonuclease activity
Source: RefSeq, a predicted model, not a curated record
UUGGCCAUGACAUCUGAUGUCUUUGUUUUGUAACAUACCAUCACCAACCACCAUGUGGGUACAAAUUUCAUGAACAGUAUAAACAAACCUAACCUUAUUUAAUGUGCUAUUCGUUUACGUUGUUUAUCUUGUGUUUAUGAGAGUUUUGUUAGACAUUAAUUUUUAUUAUUAUUAUAGACAGUUACCUAAAAUAGUUGUGUGUAACACACUCACUGAGUACAGCAUUAUCUUUCAUAGUUUGUAUUAUAAACUUCAUGGCACCUUAUAGUAAAAACUAUUUGUCUUUCAAAGGAAGCAAUUAUUUAAGACAGAGACUUUUAUUAUCUGUUUUAAGUGGAAAAGCCAUUAACAUAAGUGAAAUUAGAGCACAGAGUGAUGAACCAGGAUUACAAGAAUAUGAAGUUAACCUUCUCCGUCUUCUGGACAAGCUGACAAAUGGAACAACGCUGGAGAUCAAUGAAACGGGGACGGAGUUUGAUUUCAUCCCGGGUGCCUUGAUCGGUGGAACAUUGGAACACGAGUGUUGUAAGCAGCGUGGGAUAGGGUACUACCUGGAGGUGGUCCUUGGACUUGCUCCGUUCUGCAAGAAAGCAUUGAACAUCACUCUGCAUGGAGUGACCAACAACGAUACGGAUCCUUCAGUUGAUUCCUUCAAGUCUGCAGCUCUCCCUGUACUGGGCAGGUUCUUGGUGAUCAGCACAGACCUCGAUCUGACCAUCAAGAAGAGGGGGAUGGAGCCUGAGGGAGGGGGGGAGGUGGUGCUCACGUGUCCAACCAUUCGACAGCUGAAGCCUGUUCAGAUAAAGGAUGCGGGUAAGAUAAAGCGGGUGCGAGGGGUGGUGUUUGCGCUGAGAGUGUCUCCUGCCAUCGCCAACCGUAUCUGUGAGGCAGCCAAGGGCGAGUUGCUGCACUUCCUGCCAGACGUGUUCCUCACCGUCGAUCACAGGAAGGGGAAAAAGUCUGGGAAAUCUCCAGGAUAUGGAGGCAGUAUCCAGACAGAGAGUACUGCGGGGGUGGUGCACGGGGAGAAGGUCUCCUUGCCCCCCCCUGCACCCCCCUCUGCUCCCGAGGACCUGGGCCGACAGUUAGCCUGGAACCUGCUGGAGGAGGUGUCUCGUGGGGGCUGCCUGGACUCCAGCUUCCAGAGUCUGGCGUGUCUGUACAUGUCACUCACACAGAAGGAUGUCUCACAGUUCGUCAGCGGCCCUCUCUCACCGUACACGAUAUCUUUCCUGCGUCAUCUUCGGACAUUCUUUGGAGUCACGUUCAAACUGGAGCCCUUCCAAGAGAAAGAGGAAGAGGAUCUGAGGACAGGGUUCAACAAAGUGCUGCUAACUUGUCUGGGGGUUGGGUACAACAAACUAAUGUAACCUUGUAAAUAAAUUAUAUUUUUAUA